UUUGCUAACCUUGCAGGUUUGCUUUGGUUCUGUCAUGUGAUAAUUUCCUCCACAGCCAACAGACAAACAAACCGCUUCCAAGACGAAAAACUCACAGGGAGGAGAGUCUGAACUUGCUGGAAGGCUAUAAUGGGGUGCUGUUUCAGCACCGGUAGCAACCAGGCCGACUAUGUGAAGCCAUUGAUUUCUGACCCAAGUUUAGACCCCACCAAUGGCUCGGAGCAAAACACAGACAGCCUGCUGUCCAACCACACAGAUGAACAGGCCCUACUCGCGAUCUUGCAGCAGACAGCCUUGAGCAUAAUUGAUGUGUCAGCUGUUGUUUCUCAAGGCCUGGAGCAACGUGAAUACAUGGACAGAGCCAGACAGUACAGCACCAAGCUGGAGGUGUUGAACAAAACACUGUCACAGAACAAGCCGGAUCUUUUCCCGUCCUUGACCAGCCAACCUCACCAGGUGCUCGCUGCUGACCUGGUCACCUAUGCAGAUAUACAGCAGGUUUCUAAGAUCGCUGCCUACGCCUACAGUGCCAUCUCACAAAUCAAAGUAGAUGCCAAGGAUGAGCUGGUGGUGCAGUUUGUUAUACCAUGAUUUUUCUCAGAAGGACUGUUGUACAAUACACUAAAGGACAGUACAAUACACUAAACACACUGUACUUUGGUUCCUCACAGUCUUGUCAGCAUGCCCUGUCUAACAAUUAAUCAUACUGUCAACGAGUGUUUAGGAUGGGGAGGUAUGUUUGAAUUGUCAUGGUGGGAAUUUGUAGAUUGUAAAUAAUGUUUUCGUAUCAAUGCCUUUAAUGUACAGAGUGUAAAAUUAAUCGAGAUGAAUGAUUAAAAUACUUGUGUAGCAGGAAGUGUAAAUGUCUCUAUGGCGCCCCCUGGAGGCAUUUGUAGGCCUUUGCGAUCAAUGGCUUGUUUUUAGCUAAGCAAACAUGGACACUUUUAACAUAAUAAUAUGAUAUUGCUUAGUCCAGCCUUUUUUUCUGUUGUUCUGAGAAACAAGGGACAAAAACUGUGAAUUCGAACAACUAGCGUUUUUGAAAUGCGACACACUGUGUUUGUGUAAUUAUUUUGACUUUGUUUUUAUGCAAGCUCACAGACACCAUUAGUUCUCUAGAUCAUGGCAAGGCACUUUUGUCUUUCUUUGAUGUUUUAAAAGGGAUACUUUUUCUGUUUGUUUUCUGUUGCAGUGUACUAACAGUGUUCAAGUUUGUUACCUAAAUGUGAAAUACUACCUGAUUUACAGAGAUAACUCUUCUUAGGCUAGCACCAGAAAUCUUGGUAUUUUGUAAAAACAGUUUUUUGUUGAAUAAAAUUACACAAUAA
This is a messenger RNA of Labeo rohita (rohu), 1328 nucleotides long. Its product is annotated as ragulator complex protein LAMTOR1-like. The transcript is spliced from 5 exons. The coding region runs from base 130 to 591 and encodes 153 amino acids. The record is from RefSeq and is a predicted model, not a curated record. Gene Ontology annotation, biological process: regulation of receptor recycling; endosomal transport; cholesterol homeostasis. Gene Ontology annotation, molecular function: molecular adaptor activity; guanyl-nucleotide exchange factor activity. Gene Ontology annotation, cellular component: Ragulator complex; membrane raft; late endosome membrane. NCBI's taxonomy places the organism in Eukaryota, Metazoa, Chordata, Actinopteri, Cypriniformes, Cyprinidae.